ACAGAAGAGCAAAGAAUAAUAAUGAGUCAGCUAGACAGAAGACAGGAGUCAUCAGAUUUGUACCCUAGUUACUCGACCCAUCAACUGACUGUGGUUUUUGGGGAAGGCAGCAAGUUGCUGAAAUUUUGAUGUGAUGUGGCUGAAUUAUGCAUGAUCUGAGGACCCUGCACAGGUGACUGCAGGAUAUGUCCAGAAUAUUCAUAUCUAUAUCUAUAUAUCUACACACACACACUAAACAGUGCUGGAGCACUCAUUAGACAAUCACUGCCCCUUGUGUCCCGGAUGCGAUCUGGCAUGGAGCUCACCAGAAAAACAGGCCCGGCACCACCUCUGCGCACAACCCUGCGGGCCUGGCUCAGGCGGGAGUGCGAGGCCAGCGCCAUGAGCGCCCCAGGCAGCCCCGACCAGGCCUAUGACUUCCUGCUGAAGUUCCUGCUGGUGGGCGACAGCGACGUAGGCAAGAGUGAGAUCCUGGAGAGCCUGCAGGAUGGUGCAGCUGAGUCCCCAUACAGCCAUCUCGGGGGGAUCGACUACAAGACGACCACCAUCCUGCUGGACGGCCAGCGGGUGAAGCUGAAGCUCUGGGAUACGUCGGGGCAGGGAAGAUUUUGUACCAUAUUCCGCUCCUACUCUCGUGGUGCACAAGGAGUGAUCCUGGUCUACGACAUUGCAAACCGCUGGUCUUUUGAGGGUAUGGAUCGAUGGAUUAAGAAGAUCGAUGAGCAUGCCCCUGGUGUCCCUAAAAUCCUGGUGGGGAAUCGCCUACAUCUGGCAUUCAAGAGGCAGGUGCCCAGGGAGCAGGCCCAGGCCUACGCUGAGCGCCUGGGUGUGACCUUCUUUGAGGUCAGCCCUCUGUGCAAUUUCAACAUCAUAGAGUCUUUCACGGAGCUGGCCAGGAUAGUGCUGCUGCGGCACAGGAUGAAUUGGCUCGGGAGGCCGAGCAAGGUACUGAGCUUGCAAGACCUCUGCUGCCGCACCAUCGUGUCCUGCACACCUGUGCAUCUGGUGGACAAGCUCCCGCUCCCCAGUACCUUAAGAAGCCACCUCAAGUCCUUCUCCAUGGCUAAGGGCCUGAAUGCCAGGAUGAUGCGAGGCCUCUCCUACUCCCUCACCACCAGCUCCACUCACAAGAGCAGCCUCUGCAAAGUGGAGAUCGUCUGCCCACCCCAGAGCCCACCCAAAAACUGCACCAGAAACAGCUGCAAAAUUUCUUAAGGAAGGCACCAAAAGGAAACAAGCUGGAAUCGCUCCAGGAAAAACUCUGGUUACACCUGGAAGAUGGAAGUCGCAUUGUAGAUUCAAGAAAUUAGUUUUCAGUUUCUCACGGGAACCAUGCUGCUUGGGAAUGUGUGUGAUGCCUUCUGUCAAUAAAAACACAUUACACAGUU
Molecule: messenger RNA, 1388 nt
Organism: Pan troglodytes (chimpanzee)
Lineage: Eukaryota; Metazoa; Chordata; Mammalia; Primates; Hominidae
Product: ras-related protein Rab-40A
Exons: 3
Coding region: 283-1215 (310 amino acids)
Biological process (GO): intracellular signal transduction
Molecular function (GO): GTP binding; GTPase activity
Source: RefSeq, a predicted model, not a curated record